UCGCCAUCAAGUCGGACUAUCCAUUCAAGAGAGUCACGUGUUUCUUAUCGAACUUACUCCGCGUCAAGAUAUUCCAACUACAUGGCGCCGAAUACGUUCGGUAAUUUAGCGACUUUAUUCCUUAAAACUUCUCAACAGGAUGUGUCGCAAAAGAAAGCGGCAGAGAAGACAGUAACGCAAAAAUUAUCAACCCAAAAGGUACAAAACAUGAAGCCUAAGUAUCAAUGGAUAAUUGUUUGGCAAAACAUGAUAGCUUUUAUCUAUCUUCAUCUCGGUGCACUUUAUGGAUUGUAUAUUUUAAUAGAGGCUGCCAAAUUUUAUACAUUCCUUUGGGUUAUAGUAGUUGGAGUUUUCACAGGUAUCGGUAUUACAGCAGGUGCUCACAGACUGUGGGCUCAUCGGACUUAUAAAGCGAAAUGGCCGAUGAGAGUCAUUCUUAUGCUUUUACAAACCACGGCUUACCAAAAUAACAUUUACGUGUGGGUGAGAGAUCACCGAGUUCACCACAAAUUUGUUGACACGGAUGCGGAUCCGCACAACGUGAAGAGGGGCUUUUUCUUCUCGCACAUGGGCUGGCUUUUGGUCCGAAAGCACCCUGAUGUCAUUAAUAAGGGAGCCACGAUCGACAUGAGCGACCUCGAAAAGGACCCCGUCGUUAUCUGGCAACGCAGGCAUUACAAGAUUUUGAUUAUUUUGUGCUUCCUUCUUCCCACUUGGAUACCGUGUUACUUUUGGAACGAGAAACCUAUAUACGCGUGGUACUCUACCCUUUUCAGGUACACAGUCUCACUGAAUCUGACUUGGUUAGUGAAUUCCGCGGCUCACAUAUGGGGAAUAAAACCAUAUGACAACACCAUUAGCCCCACUAACAACCUCAGCGUCAGCAUUGGUGCUUUCGGCGAAGGCUGGCACAAUUAUCAUCACGUGUUUCCGUGGGAUUACAAGGCUGCCGAAUUGGGCAACUAUCGCACAAACUUUACCACCGCUUUCAUUGAUUUCUUCACCUGGAUCGGCUGGGCGUAUGAUUUGAAGACUGUAACACACAGUAUGAUAAAGAAACGCGCAGACCGAAUGGGUGACGGUUCGAAAUAUGCGCGAACAAACGUUCAUGAUGAGCAUCAUCAUUCGCAUGAGGGAGUUAUAUGGGGGUGGGGCGAUAUCGAUAUGGAACUCGAAGAUAUACAAGAGGCCGAAAUCAUAAAUAAGGGCGAUUGAGGUCCUAAAUUUCAA
Molecule: messenger RNA, 1230 nt
Organism: Mycetomoellerius zeteki
Lineage: Eukaryota; Metazoa; Arthropoda; Insecta; Hymenoptera; Formicidae
Product: acyl-CoA Delta(11) desaturase
Exons: 6
Coding region: 82-1215 (377 amino acids)
Biological process (GO): unsaturated fatty acid biosynthetic process
Cellular component (GO): endoplasmic reticulum membrane
Molecular function (GO): stearoyl-CoA 9-desaturase activity; iron ion binding
Source: RefSeq, a predicted model, not a curated record